AUGGCCUUGUGGCUUCUGGUCCUGAUUGCGGUCUUUGCAGGGGCACGGGCCACUGCAAAGGAACGCUUUGAGCAGUUUUAUAACGGUCUGAGUGAGGUGGAGUGCUCGAUAAGGGUGGAUUGCCAGGCAAGAUACGGCAACGUGCCUGCAGUCGAAGCACUUCUACCCAGCAUUUACUUUCGGUGCGAUGGAUUGGCAGAAGCCGCCACGUUUGGCAAGACAUCCGUCGUCGAGUACUUGCUGGACAAUGCCAGGAAUUGCAGCACAACAGAGCCGCUGGUGGAAGCGGCUAGCGAAGGCCAGGUGAAGGCCGUCGAAGUCCUUCUAAAGCACAACGACACAACGGACUACCGAAACUCAGCCGGCUCCACGCCGCUCACGGGAGCUGCUCAGAAUGGCCGUCAGGAGACCGUGUCGGUGUUGCUGGGGCACAAGGCAGAUCCUGAAAUGGGGGACAAGUACAACCUCACAGCGCUCAUGUGGGCUGCUAAGAACGGCCACAAGGAGGUGUUCCAGGUCUUGCUCCAGUCUGGAGCCACCCUCGAGAACCCGUGGGCCAUUGAUGCCAGCAACAAUUUGCCCAUCUAUAGUCAGAUCGAAGACAAGGACAUCAGGAAAUGGUGGAAGUCCCGGAUGAGCAACUUCUCGCAAGUGCAGAUGGUGUUUACCAACCCCAGGACAUACUAUGCCAUCAUCGGUGGAAUUCUUUCAGCGCUCUUCAUGGUCGUUGUGCUUCACAAGCUGGAAUCUUAUUCCAAAGGGGUAAGAGCGGUCCAGCUGGUGGCUCAGGACCAGUGUGAGUUCGGACAGGGGGCUUGGCUUCUUGUAGCCAAGGCCGAGAAGCAGGACACGAGGACAGGAGGUACUGUACUCCUCCUCUUUCGAAUGCUUGAAGCCUUCGCCAACAUUGUGGCAGUCUUUGGCUUCGGAAUGGUACGGAUAUGGUGGGUCCAGUGGCUCCCAGUUGUGACUCUGGCCUACCUUUUCCCGGCGCUCCAUUACUUGAGACACCGGAGCUUUUUCGCGCUUUUGCGAAAGCCGGCUUUGGUCAUUGCUGCCCACAAUCCCGGCAGUGCGCUCGUCGCACUCCUGCGCAUGACAGUCUUGGGAGGGAUCGUCUGCUUUUAUAGUGGCACCAGUCCUGCGAUGAAGCAGGUGAACGCACGGUUGAAAUCGGAUUGGGGUGGACAGAUGUUGCUGCCCGAUGAAGCUUUCACAUUGCCACUACCACAGGUGACCAUGAGGAAGCUGAUCCAGAUAUCUGCUCCCCUGGCUAUGGUCUUUGUCCUUGCCUACAUGUUGGCGCUCCUGAUGUACAUUGCAUUGUCUUCGGCUAUCGAGGAAGUCACGGACAUUGAGGACGAGGUAAGGGAGCUUUUGAAGGAAGCGCAGAAAGCCGAAGAGGAGAGGGAAAGAAGGUACCAGGGGAAAUUGGCUUGCAACAUCCGUGGGCCGCUGAGCUGCCUGUACGGCAAGGCCUUCCUCUACGUUUUGGACGUGGGCCUUGACCUCAACACAAUCUACACGCUCGUGGCCUCGAGCAACUUUAUCUUCGCCGGUGUGCUGACGGCAAUCAUCUCUCGGACCUUUUUCCAUGAGCUCAUGCAGGGGCGAAGUCCGGCCAGCAUACGAGACUCUUUGUAUAAGAGCACGGAAAGGGGCAUCAUGCACAAAGACUUGCUGGAGAUGCUGAAUGAGGAGAAGUCAUUCGAGGGGGUGCUGAGCCUUGCGCUGACAUCCUACUCCUUUUUCUUCUGCACCUUGAUGCCUGUUCAAGCCAUCGUGCAGGCAUUUAGCAUUACCCUGAGUGCUUACGGCGUGGUCGGUGGUCUCUACGAGCUGAUCGACUUGAAUCUGAUUGAAAAGAGUGCUCCCAGCAUGUCGCAGGAGAUGCAGACAGGCUUCCUUUGCGGAGCUGACAGCGACCCAGAGUUGUCCGAGUCUGAGGUUGUAAAGAUAGAUGAGUUUGAG
Messenger RNA from Symbiodinium necroappetens, 1971 nucleotides. The record is from the annotation of a GenBank genome assembly. Lineage: Eukaryota; Dinophyceae; Suessiales; Symbiodiniaceae.